This is a messenger RNA of Rangifer tarandus platyrhynchus (Svalbard reindeer), 1752 nucleotides long. The record is from the annotation of a GenBank genome assembly. Lineage: Eukaryota; Metazoa; Chordata; Mammalia; Artiodactyla; Cervidae.
AUGGGCACUGAGAGAGCCCGCCAGAGCCAGCCGUGCACCUGGCGCCUCCUCGCCCUGGUCCCCGUCUUCCUCAGCCUGGCGGCCUCCCUGGACUGGCAGACGGCCCACAUCUAUGACCCCUUCGAGAAAUGCAUGCACGACCCUGACUACGAGCAGCUGCUCAAAGUCGUGACCUUGGGCCUCAACCGGACCUUGAAGCCCCGGAGGGUGGUUGUGGUUGGUGCGGGCGUGGCCGGGUUGGUGGCCGCCAAGGUGCUCAGCGAUGCUGGACACAAGGUCACCAUCCUGGAGGCAGACAAUAGGAUUGGGGGCCGCAUCCUCACCUACCGCGACCGGAAGACAGGCUGGAUUGGGGAGCUGGGGGCCAUGCGCAUGCCCAGCUCGCACAGGAUCCUCCAUGAGCUCUGCAAGAGCCUGGGCCUCAACCUGACCAAAUUCACCCAGUACGACGAGAACACGUGGACAGAGGUGAACGAGGUGAAGCUGCGUAACUAUGUGGUGGAGAAAAUGCCUGAGAAGCUAGGCUACAAGCUGAACCCCAAGGAGAAGGGCCGCUCGCCCGAAGAAAUCUACCAGAUGGCUCUCAACAGGGCCAUCAAAGAUCUCCGGACACUGGGCUGCAAGAAGGCAAUGAUGAAGUUUGAAAGGCACACGCUCCUGGAAUACCUCCUCGGGGAGGGGAACCUGAGCCAGCCGGCCGUGCGGCUCCUGGGAGACGUGAUGUCCAAGGACGGCUUCUUCUAUCUCAGCUUCGCCGAGGCCCUGCGGGCCCACAGCUGCCUCAGCGACCGGCUCCGGUACAGCCGCAUCGUGGGCGGCUGGGACCUGCUGCCGCGCGCGCUGCUGAGCUCGCUGUCGGGGCCGGUGCUGCUGCACGCGCCCGUCGUGGCGAUUAAACAGGGCACGCACGAGGUGAGGGUGCACAUCAAGUCCUCGCGCCGGACCCGGAACCUGAAGUCCAUGAUGGCCGACGUGGUGCUGCUGACUGUGAGCGGGCCGGCGCUGCAGCGCAUCACCUUCACGCCGCCGCUGACGCGCAAGCGGCAGGAGGCGGUACGCGGGCUGCACUAUGUGCCGGCCACCAAGGUGUUCCUGAGCUUCCGCCGGCCCUUCUGGCACGACGAACACAUCGAGGGCGGCCACUCGAGCACCGACCGCCCGUCGCGGGUGAUCUUUUACCCGGCGCCGGGCGACGGCGCGCUGCUGCUCGCCUCGUACACGUGGUCGGACGCGGCGGCCCCGUUCGCCGGCCGGAGCCUGACCGAAUCGCUGCGCUUGGCGCUCGACGACGUGGCGGCGCUGCACGGGCCCAUCGCGUACAGACUCUGGGACGGCACCGGUAUCGUCAAGCGCUGGGCGGAGGAUCCGCACAGCCAGGGCGGCUUCGUGGUGCAGCCGCCGACGCUCUUUCAAACUGACAAGGACGAGGGGCGGGAGUACGAUUGGUCGGUGCCCUAUGGCCGCAUCUACUUCGCCGGCGAGCACACAGCCUACCCGCACGGUUGGGUGGAGACGGCCGUCAAGUCGGCGCUGCGGGCCGCGGUCUUGAUCAACAGUCGGAUCUCCGGCUCUGGCUCUAGCAGCCGCCUGAAGGAGCCCCGGAUCAUCAAGAUGGGGCAUGGGCACCUGGCGCCCGCCCACCACCACCACCACCACCACCAGUGCCCCUUGGAAAGUGGGCAGGGCACCCACUCUCCAGCCUCACAUGCGGUAACCGCCGGACACUCGACCCCAAAGAAGAGCCAGUAUUAA